Molecule: messenger RNA, 1929 nt
Organism: Bacidia gigantensis
Lineage: Eukaryota; Fungi; Ascomycota; Lecanoromycetes; Lecanorales; Ramalinaceae
Exons: 1
Coding region: 1-1929 (642 amino acids)
Source: RefSeq, a predicted model, not a curated record
AUGGCUUCUGCGACGCCUAGUGCUGCCUCGGAAGAGGGUCAGAUGGACCAUCUACUAUCGACAGACGAUGAACGGGACGAAGUGACAGAGGCCUCAACCCCGAGUGGUGCCGAUAUCCACCUGGAGUCUGCCCGGGAUGGAGCAGGAGGCGACCUCCUGAGCCUUCCUGUCUGGCUACAGGAGUCCGCCAGCUCAUAUCGGUGGAGAUGGGUGCCAGUGAGAGUACGACAGGCUGCUCGAGCUGUGACAAAGUGGACGAAAGGCCCGGAUCCUUCCUAUAGAUACCAUAUCAACCCGCUUCUUCCCAAUAUACAAGAAGCGCCGGCCAGAUUCAUCCACAGGCACUUGCCGAGAAAAGAACACAAGAUUGCUCUGAUCGGCUUCUUUUACUUCUGCUGGUUCUUGACCUUCUCACUCGUUCUCCAUCAUUCCGCGAAGGCCGGCAUGAUUGAAGGUUACGGCCAUCCAGAUUCCAUUUGGUGUGGUGCAACCUUCUGGAGUCCAAGCAAUGAAUGCGGCUUAGACGGAAAUGCUUGUCGUCCUUUCGACAAUUCGACUUUCGCGUUUCGAUGCCCAGCAAACUGCAAAGCUACCCAUGUGCUUAACCCACAUGCUAUUGGAACCCUUGAAGUAAAUUACAAACCGUUCGUAAUCGGCGGACCACAUAUCUCGGAAGAGAACUCAACCUUGCCCGAUACUAUCUAUCGUGGUGACUCCUUCAUAUGCCAGGCUGCAAUCCACUCCGGCAUCGUGAAGAAUGACGUGGGCGGAUGCGGCGUUGCAAUGCUUACAGGCGAGCAGACGAACUUCACCGCAACCAGAAGACACGGUAUACAGAGUUUUCCGUUUGACUCGACAUUCCCAAAGACCUUCACGUUUAUCAAAGGCCUCACGUCCAAUUGUGGCCCAGACUUGAGGUGGCCGCUUCUUGCGGUGACCUGCGGCUUCACUACCAUCCUCUCUCUCUGCACAACCAAUGUGCCGGUCUUCUUCUUCUCAACCUUCACCAUGCUCUUCUUCCAUGUUGGUCUUGUGUCUGACCCACCAGGUCACUCUGAUUACGCAUCACUCAUAUCCAUCAUUGUUGGUCGUUUUUUGCCUGCUAUUUUUGUCGCGGUUGUCUUCUACCGCUUCAGCGUCAAGAUACAGCAGACAGAAUUAACGGCCAACAUCGAGAGAAGUAUUUUCUGGCUCGGUGGCGCGUGGGUCGGCUCUUUGAACAAUUACACCUUUGAUUUCAUUCCAAUACAGCGACUAACACCUCAUGAUCUCAAGGCACAAGCUGGGGCUGUUUUGGCUUUGAUCAUUGUAGUCCUUGUCAUAUUCUUCAUUGCCCUACAGCAAGCCUGGUAUCUCCGGCAGGAGGGGCGUUUUCGCAAGUAUUUGGCGAUUUACGCCACUAUGAUCGCUGGUCUACUUAUCUGCGUGGCCAUCCCGCAGCUCAAUCUCAGAAUCCAUCACUACUUCCUUGCAAUGCUGCUGCUUCCAGGGACACGGACACAGACAAGACCAAGCUUGUUGUACCAGGGCAUACUUGUAGGCUUAUUCAUCAAUGGCACAGCACGAUGGGGCUUCGACUCUAUCAUGCAAACAGCUUUCGAGCUACGCGGCGCCGAUGGCCAGAAGAUGUCGUUGCUUCCCAAUAUUACAGCACCUAUCGUUGGCGCGGCGAACAUCACUUUCAAUUGGAGCCGGCCUCCAAGACCUUAUGAUGGCGUUAGUAUGCUAGUCAAUGACGUGGAAAGGCAUAGGUGGUACUACGGCGAAGGUGGUCCAGAGCAAACGUUUGAGAAGUACGACUCGGUAUCAAAGGAGUACUUUCGGUUCGCGUACAUGAGAGGAAGCGAGACGGGCGACUAUACGAAAGCGGGUGUUUGGGAAACGGACGGGCACUGGAUACCUAUGGAACCUGGUCGAGCAUUUAGAUAG